Molecule: messenger RNA, 2454 nt
Organism: Racocetra persica
Lineage: Eukaryota; Fungi; Glomeromycota; Glomeromycetes; Diversisporales; Gigasporaceae
Source: the annotation of a GenBank genome assembly
CAACAAGAUGACGAUACCGAUGAUAACGAGCAAUUAAUUGACGAAUUUGAAAAUUCAAAUAGCAUAUUUGGUAAUCUUGUAUUGAGUUGGUUAAAUCACGAUUACAAGGAUUAUGAAUUAGCUCUAGAAUAUACAAAUAAUGGUCGUAAUAUAGUGAUUAAGUACGGUAAAAGCAUAGGAUGCGAGUUAGAUAGAGUUUUACAAUCUUUAGAAUUGUGUAUGGCAAAUUGCUAUCUUAAUAUCGAUGUCAAGUAUCAUAUGGAUGCAUUACAGCUUUAUCAAAAAAUUUUGCAGAAAGAACCUGAUCAUGUCCUUGCCCUUCAGGGAGUUGGAAUGAUAUUGUCAGUACAAAAGCAAUUCGAAAAAUCCAUUGAAAUAUUUGAAAAGAUAUUACAACUUGACUCAGAAAAUUAUAUAGCUAAAAGUGAAAUAGGAUGGAUCCAUUUUUUAAAAGAGAACUAUGAAGAAGCUAUUAAAUUGACUCUGGAUGCUAUUGAGAUGUAUGAUGAAAGUGCACUUUGUUUUUAUCGUUUAGGUAGAAUAUAUUGGGCCAUGGGAGAACAACACCGUAAAGAUAAGAACUACGCAUACGCACAGUUCAUCAAAUCAGUAAAGCUUGAUCCACACUUUGCGAAAUCGUUUACAUAUCUCGGACAUUAUUACCGAAUUAUCGAGCAUGAUCAUGGGCGCGCAAAGAAAUGCUAUCAAAAAGCAUUUUCUAUUGAUGCGUGUGAUGAAGAAGCAGCUUCAGAAUUAAGCGAAUAUUUCCAGUCGGAAGGUGAAGGGAAUAUUGCGGAAGGCAUAUAUCGUACUGCCAAAGGAAAUUAUUCAGAAGCAAUAACAGAUUUUCAGACCGCUUUGAGAACUGAUACUAAGGAUAUCCGUUGCUGGGAAGGACUUGCAGAAGCUUAUCGUCAUGAAGGUCGAUAUAUGGCCUCAAUGAAAGCUUUUUUGCACACAACUGAGUUGGAUCCUUCAUCAGUAUAUACUCAUUAUCAAAUUGCUACAAUAAAGCAAAAAUUGGGUAUGUAUACUGAAGCAAUCGAUCAAUAUAAUUUGACUCUCGAAAAAGCGGAACUUAAAGGUGAAAAAGAUCACAUGCCGUCAUUGGAAGGUCUUGGAAAUUGUUAUCUGUCUUUAUCUAGAGAAUAUUUUCACACCGGAUUUUACGGUCGUGCAGCUGAAUCAAUAGGUCAUGGUGUCGCAAUAGUAGCACGUGCUAUAGAGACAAACAGUAAAUAUCUGUGUCUUUGGAAAUUAAUCGGUGAUUUUUGCAUCACUUCGAUAUCAUUGCCAAACUAUUUACAUUUGAUACCUUUGGCUCCAAUUAAAAGUCUUAUAGAAAUUGCUAAAAAACUGGAUAUAGAUGCUAAAUUACAUUUUCCCAAAGAUAUUGAUUAUAAUCUAUAUUUAGAUUCUGACAAAGAUAGUAUAACAAAUUCCGACAUGCUUCGGAUCAUUCUAGUUUGUGGUUGUCUCUCAUACAAAUAUGGCAUAAUAUUGAGUGGAAAUCGACCUGAGACUGCUCCUGCAUUGUGGUAUGAUCUGGGUGUAGCUUAUUAUAAAUCGUAUGAACAUUAUUCUAAGAAUAUUGGAGAGAAUGUAGAUGAUCACGUCAAUGAAACAUCAGUGACAAGUUAUUUAAGUAUUGGAAUUAGGUGCAUUAAGAUAGCAUUGAAAUUUGAACCAACGAAUUUUCAGUUUUGGAAUUCGCUUGGUGUUAUGACUCUUUUGGCAGAUACUAAAAUUAGCCAACACGCGUUCAUUAAGGCAAUUGAUUAUUCUGCAAAAAGUCCUGUGCCGUGGACAAAUCUUGGGCUCUUAUAUUUAUUACAUUCGGACUUGGACCUUGCUAAUCAAGCAUUUUCAACAGCUCAAUCUCUUGAUCCAGAUUAUGCACCAGCGUGGGUUGGACAAGCUUAUGUUGCAAAUCUUUGGGGAAGUAAUGAGUCUGCAGAAUUGUUUGAACAUGCUUAUGAAAUUAGUGGUGGUGGCCAUUCACUUGAAGCGGAUUAUGGUUUUGCAUAUCAGGCAUUUACACGAUACAAAAAUUCUCCAUCAGUGCACAAAACUUUGUUAAUGUCACCCACUUUUGCGUUGCAAAAACUUUCAGAACAAAAACCGGAUGAUGCUGCAUCACUAAAUCUAUUAGGCUUAUUGUUUGAACGACUUAAUCGACCAGAUAGAGCCGUUGAUGCAUUCAAUGAUGUGAUCGUUGCAAUUAAAAAAUCAUUUAAAAAGGAACAGCAGUCAGCAUCCCAUUCGGGGGCAUUAUCUGAAGAUUCACAAGAAUCGCGAUCUAGACAGAUAAUGUUAUUGCGAAAGCUUGCAUACGCACACGGAAAUCUUGGGAGAGUACUUUGUGCAACACGUAGUUUUUCUAGUUCCAUCAUAGCAUAUACGGAAGCUUUGAAAUUGAUUGAGCAACAAGAGAAUGGUUCAUCAACUUCGAUG